Lindgomyces ingoldianus is the source of this 1653-nucleotide messenger RNA. RefSeq lists its product as uncharacterized. NCBI's taxonomy places the organism in Eukaryota, Fungi, Ascomycota, Dothideomycetes, Pleosporales, Lindgomycetaceae. The transcript has 2 exons. Gene Ontology annotation, biological process: phosphatidylcholine biosynthetic process. The record is from RefSeq and is a predicted model, not a curated record. The coding region runs from base 1 to 1653 and encodes 550 amino acids.
AUGGCUGUAGGCUCUCCUCCACGAUAUUUAAAAGGCCCCUCCCACCGCCGCACUUCCUCCGCACUCGCCGUGGUCCAAGAGGAGACUCCUGCCCUGGCCGACCAACCCCCCCCCGUCAUGUCCCCCAAGUCCAAAUCGGAGCCAGACCUCGGGGGAGCUUCAGAGCUCUCUGCUCUCCCCCUACCUGGCGAUUCUACCCACGGCGGCUCGGCGCUGCUCGGUAACAACUCCAUCUGCACUUCGCCCACACCCACCCCCGGCCUCUCGCGCACCAACUCCUUCUCCAACAGCUCUUCCUACCAGGACGAGGGUUCAGACGCCGAAGAUGCUUCCUUCUUCCCGCCCGUCGAGCGCCUCACCAUGUUCGACUUCAUCGAGAACUUGGCCCUCCCCCAGCGCAUUGAGAAGCUCCAGACUACCUGGCAAGCCCAAGCGGAAAAAGUCAAGCGCCACCAGGCUCGUCUCAGGAAACAAGGCCUGAGCACAAAGGAUCGCGUCGUGGAGGAAUGGCGUCGGAGGAUUCCUACCCCCGACGAGCAGCUGGACAAGUACAAGAAGCGGGUGCGCCAUUCUGUCGACCGGCUGAACACUCGCUGGAAUGACGCCAGUGCUGUGACUGCUCGAGAAAAGGCCUCAUUCAUCGCUGGCGUCAUGAAUGUCUUCGUUUCUGGCUAUCUGGUUGGAGCCCGGCCCGAAUUCUUCCCUAUAUGGUACUCGGUCCAACUACUCUACUUUAUGCCUAUCCGCUUCUACACGUACCACAAGAAAGGUUACCACUACUUUCUGGCAGAUCUUUGCUAUUUCGUCAACGUCCUAGCCCUCCUUAGCAUCUGGGUCUUCCCGGGCUCGAAGCGACUCUUCAUCUCCACUUAUUGUCUAGCUUUCGGGAACAACGCCGUCGCCAUCGCCAUGUGGCGCAACUCCCUCGUCUUCCAUUCCAUGGACAAAGUAGUCAGUCUCUUCAUCCACAUUAUGCCGUGUGUGACGCUACACUGUCUCGUCCACCUCCUUCCACUCGACUAUCAGCAGCAGCGCUAUCCAGCCAUCUACAACAUCCGUACUUCAGCGCCUGACUCUCCAGGGCACUACAGCCUUCCGCAAAUGAUGCUCUGGGCCACCAUCCCGUACGCCAUAUGGCAGCUUUCCUACCACUUCAUGAUAACUGUCCGCCGUCGGGAGAAGAUCGCCGCGGGUCGUCCUACCUCGUUCACCUGGCUCCGAAAAUCAUAUGCCAAAACUUGGAUCGGAAGAUUUGUUCUUUCUCUACCCGAGUUUCUUCAGGAACCCGCCUUCAUGAUGAUACAGUAUUUUUACGCCUGCUUGACAAUGAUUCCCUGUCCCCUCUGGUUCUGGUAUCGAUGGUUCAGCGGCGGAUUCCUAGCCGUAGUCUUCAUGUGGAGUAUCUACAAUGGCGCCACAUACUACAUCGACGUGUUUGGAAAGCGUUUCCAGAAAGAGUUGGAAGCACUUAAACAAGAUGUCGCAAAAUGGCAGAGUUCGCCGGGUAUGGAAAGUGGUCUUCCACCUAUGACUCCGAGCGAGGGUCUAGGGGAGCGCAAGAACAGUGAGAAAGAUAUCGAGAAGAUUCCGCCUCUAGAAGGUAGCACCGGCGCGAAGGUAGACGGAGAUGGAGACGUACGUGAAAGAAAGUAA